AUGGAAGAAGUCUCCUUUUGGGGAUUGGAGCCCGCCGAUGAGCUGGCGAAUGAUCCCUGCCAUGACGCUGAGAAUUUCGCUUGCAAAAUCCUAAAGGUCCGAGAGUCUCCAAACCGAGGUGACAUUCGUGCUCUGUUCAACAUGCUGCCGCACGAGACUCCUCCACGCGGGGAUGGAGCUGGUGCCACUUUCUCCUGUGGGAUGUAUGCACAGGGUUCCCUGCGAGGCCUCAGAGUUGGGAGCCGUAAGUUCCCCCACUCCUGCCAGGUCCUGACUGCCAUGGUUCGGAAGUGCGCGCCUUCGCAUUCGUUCACCAGCUUGAAUCUUUUCUUCAAUGUCAAAACGGCCUUGCACAUUGAUGUCAACAACGAGCAGCUGCCAAACAUAAUCAUUGGCAUCAGUGAUUUCCGAGGCGGACAGGUGCUUGGCGAAAAUCCCAGGGGGUCUCACGUCAUAUCAACGGCAUCUGGAGAUGCUCGUGCGGACCUUCUUGAAGUUGCAGGUACCUAUGCCGUGUUUGAUGCCUACCGGUUAAGGCAUGAGACCGUUGACUGGAUCGGUGAUAG
Molecule: messenger RNA, 566 nt
Organism: Symbiodinium sp. CCMP2456
Lineage: Eukaryota; Dinophyceae; Suessiales; Symbiodiniaceae
Source: the annotation of a GenBank genome assembly